AUGGCCCGCGCCGUGCUGCUGCUGGCAGCCUGCGCCUGGCUGGGCCUGGGUCCGGCGCGGUGCCAGGAGGCACCGCAGACCCCCGACUGGCGCACGACGCUGAAGACCAUCCGCAACGGGGUACACAAGAUCGACGUGUACCUCAACGCGGCCCUCGACCUGCUGGGCGGCGAGGACGGCCUCUGCCAGUACAAGUGCAGCGACGGAUCCAAGCCCUUUCCUCGUUACGGAUAUAAACCAUCACCACCAAAUGGUUGUGGAUCCCCUCUAUUUGGAGUUCAGUUUGACAUUGGUAUCCCUUCAAUGACAAAGUGCUGCAAUCACCAUGACAGAUGCUAUGACACUUGUGGCAAUAAAAAGAAUGAUUGUGAUGAACAGUUUCAAUCCUGCCUCUCCAAAAUUUGCAGAAAUGUGCAGAAGACACUUGGAAUCUCAGAGAGUGUUCAGGCCUGCGAAUCAACUGUUCAGCUGCUGUUUGAUGCGGUUAUACAUUUAGGAUGUAAGCCAUACCUGGAUAGUCAGAGAGCUGCAUGUAUGUGUCGGUAUGAGGAUAAGACUGACCUCUGAGAGAAAGAAGGUACAAAGUGUACCAUGGUGUAGUAUAAAGUCAAAGACUCAUCUGGAAUGAAGCAAGUGUUCAGUUACAAAGCUUUACACUUUUCAGACAGGACUGUAUGAAACACUGAGAUGAAUAUGCCACUUUGAAAGUCACUAAGAUACUCUUCCUAAUGGAAAGAAGAAACCACCAGUCUUCCUUCCCCAUUAUGCCAGAAGCUUAGAAACUGAAACUAGCUUCCCUUGGUGUAUGUCCACUCAGGAUACAGGACUAUCAUAAAAAUACUAGUGCUUUUUUGUAUCUUUUAAGAAAACCCCAUAAUGGGGAAGUCCGAGACACAGACGAGUUGUACUGAAUUCUCAGAUUAUUAUAAAUAUAGGUCAAAUUUUAAGUUUACUGGCAGAUGCAUCUGAAAGAGCAUUUUAUGUGUUUUAAGGACAUCUUAAAUAGACUGUACUUUCAUGCUUGUGGUACAGUUGCCUUCAGUUCUCUCCGAUGUAUACAGUCCCAUUAAAAACAACACAACCAAACGCCAAAAUAACCCCAAGGAAACAAAGAGGAAAUCCACAAA
Dryobates pubescens (Downy woodpecker) is the source of this 1127-nucleotide messenger RNA. RefSeq names its product phospholipase A2 group XIIA (gene PLA2G12A). Gene Ontology annotation, molecular function: A2-type glycerophospholipase activity; calcium ion binding. The transcript has 4 exons. NCBI's taxonomy places the organism in Eukaryota, Metazoa, Chordata, Aves, Piciformes, Picidae. Gene Ontology annotation, biological process: lipid catabolic process; arachidonate secretion; phospholipid metabolic process. Gene Ontology annotation, cellular component: extracellular region. The coding region runs from base 1 to 567 and encodes 188 amino acids. The record is from RefSeq and is a predicted model, not a curated record.